GCGUGAUCCCUCGUAGGUGCGUAUUUGUUCAAACCUAUGAUUUACUCGCCCGAGAAACUGCACUAUGCCCAUCCGCAGGCGCCUGGAUGGAAACCCGUUAUUGUGCGAUUGCGGCCUCGUCUGGUUCACUCAAAUGCUUCGCGAGAAGCAGACCAUCACGCAGGCCAGUGGACUGUGCUCCCAGCCAGAGUCUCUUCGUGGCAGACCACUGACGUCACUGGACAGCGGCGACUUUGCUUGCGAGAGACCGCGGAUUGUACAAGAGCCGCAGCCCCGAGAAGUGGAGCUCGGCGAAUCCAUCAACCUGACGUGCAAGGCAUUGGGCCAACCCCGACCGAACGUCUACUGGACCCAGAACGGCUUGGACGUGUACUCCGGAGGCAGGAGUGGAUUCGAUAUGCUUGAAGACGGCACGCUGGUCAUCCGCUCGGCACAGGAAGGUCAUGAAGGCACCUACCAGUGCAGAGCAGAAAAUGCGGCUGGAGCAGUGACCUCGAGAAAGGUGCAGCUGCACGUCGUAGGAAAUAUUGAAAACUACGUGGAUAGACAAGAUUACGACAAGCCGCGGAUAGCGGGCACGCCCUCGGACGUUGCAGUCAUGGCUGGCCGCAGCGUGACAUUGCGCUGUCCUGCCACGGGCAGGCCCACGCCUCUGGUGACCUGGAAGCGCGACGGCGUGCCCCUGCUGCAACACGCCCGCUACCACGUCUCACUCUCAGCCGGCAUGCUGCUCAUCUCGGCCACUGACCCCAGCGACGCCGGCACGUACCACUGCAAGGCUACCUCGCCACUCGGCGAGGACAGCGCUACCAUUAGGCUGGACGUGCAGCAGGUUCCAUACUUCUUGGAAAAGCCACGUGAGCAAGAUGUCCUGGAAGGAGUGAACGUGGAGUUCAUCUGCAGUGGCGCGGGUUCCCCACUCCCGGAACUCUCGUGGUACAAGGAUGGUCAACGGAUAACGCCAGAUGGGGAAAGCGUGAAAGUGUUGCAUAGCGGCAAGGUGCUUCGGCUUCAGAGUGUGGCCAGGCAGGCCCAAGGAGUGUAUACAUGCCAUGCCGAGAACGUCGUUGGAUACUCCGAAGCUCACGCGGAUCUCUCCGUCCACUCAAAAACGUCCCCGCAUUUCGUAAGCGCACCGGUCAACACCGAGGCCGACCCGGGGUCCAGCGUCGAGGUGCUCUGCAUGGCGGAGGGUCAUCCGGCGCCGACCCUUUCGUGGCGCAAAGACGGCGCCCCGCUGCCUCUGGGCGGGCGAUUCAGCGCGGGACCGGACGGUCUUCGCGUGGUGCGACUGGAACCGCGGGACGAAGGCCGAUACGAGUGCGUCGCCGAAAACGAGAUGGGACGAGCUGCGGCGCCCUUCUACAUACUCGUACGGGAUUUCGCCGAGGAAGACGCCGGCACGCAUCCUGGCGACCGGUACGUGCUUUCCGCACUGCACGAGGCCGAGCAGUCGGUCGACAGGGCCGUCAACAGCACUCUCGAAGACCUGCUCAACAACAAGAGAAGCACCGUCGGAGGGCGCCACAGGCACGCCCACUUGCUGCGGAUAUUCCGGUACCCGGAUUCGGAGGCCCAGCGCUCGGCCAGGGCCGCCGAAGUCUUCGAGAGGGCGCUCAACAUCAUCCAGGAGCAGGUGGCCGCUGGCAUGCGUUUCAACAUUUCCGAUACAUCGGUUAACAGCCUGCUGUCUCCCGGAUACCUGGACCUCCUGGCUGAAAAGUCGGGCUGCCUGCAACACCGUCAGGUGCCGGACUGCUCCGACACUUGCUUUCACAGCCGUUUCCGAACUUACGAUGGCACCUGCAACAACCUGCGUCAUCCCAUGUUGGGAGCCUCGCUCACACCUUUCGAGAGACUCCUUCCGGCGGAGUAUGAGAACGGAUUCAACACACCCAUUGGAUGGACCGCUGAAAAACCAGUAAAUGGCCACCGCCUCCCGCUGGCUCGAGCCGUGUCGACCGGCCUGGUAUCCACAGAGGUUGUGGAAGGAGACUCUGAACACUCCCACAUGUUGAUGCAGUGGGGGCAGUUUCUCGACCACGACAUGGACUUCUCCAUGCCGGCCAUCAGCCACGAGAGAUUCAUCGACACCGUCGACUGCGCCGACUCCUGCGACAACGUCAUGCCUUGUUUUCCGAUAGAGGUACCGGAGGACGACCGGCGUGUCCGUGGCCACCGAUGCAUCGAGUUCGUUCGAUCGAGCACGGCAUGCGGUUCGGGGCGCACUUCGGUGUUCUACGGAGCGCUGGCACCGCGAGAGCAGACCAACCAGCUCACAGCGUUCAUCGACGCCUCCAACGUGUACGGCAGCCGAGCCAAGCAGGCCAUUCACCUGCGCAACUUGACCAGCGACCGCGGCCUCCUGAGGGUGGGGCACCGCAUGCCUUCGGGAAAGUAUCUGCUGCCUUUCAACGAUGGACAGCCCAAUGACUGCAAGAGAAACUCCGAGAUAAACGACGUGGACUGCUUCCUGUCGGGCGACGUCCGCGCCAACGAACAGCUCGGCCUGCUCGCCAUGCACACGCUCUGGUUCCGCGAGCACAACCGGCUCGCAGAAUCGCUCAGCGAGAUCAACCCGCACUGGGACGGCGAGCGACUGUACCAGGAAGCGCGCAAGAUUGUCGGUGCCCAGAUGCAGCACGUCACCUACGAACACUGGCUACCCAAGAUACUCGGCCCAGUGGGGAUGGCCGCCAUGGGCCCUUAUCGGGGCUACAAACCGGACGUGAACCCUUCGGUGGUGAACGUGUUCGCCACGGCGGCCAUGCGCUUCGGUCACUUUCUGAUCAACCCGGUGCUGCUUCGGCUGGACCACGACUGGAGGCCCGUGCGAGAAGGCCCCGUACCUCUCAGAAGGGCCUUCUUCGCCCCGCACCUGAUGCUCAGGGAAGGUGGCAUCGACCCGCUCAUGAGGGGCCUCCUGAUAGCACCCGCGAAGCUCAGGAAGGCAGACCAGCUGCUCAACUCCGAGCUCACCGAUCACCUAUUCGAGCCCGCCCUUGUGGUGGCCCAGGACUUGGCCUCCUUCAACAUUCAACGGGGUCGAGACCACGGAAUGCCGGGAUACAACAAGUGGCGUCAGUUCUGCAACCUCUCGCGGGCCGAGAGCUUCGACGAUCUACGUCACGAGAUAGCCAGCGCCCAGCUCAGGCGCAAAUUGGAGCGCCUCUACAAGACACCCGACAACAUCGACGUCUGGGUGGGCGCUAUCGGUGAAGAGCCCUUGCCUGGGUCGAAAGUGGGACCGACGCUGACCUGCCUGUUGAGCCUGCAGUUUUCACGAUUGCGUGACGCUGAUAGGCUGUGGUACCUGAACGAAGGCACGUUCACUGCUGAACAGCGAGAGGAACUCAAGCGCUCGUCGCUGGCCCGCGUGCUCUGCGAGAACGGGGACAACAUCACGCACGUCACACGCGAUGUGUUCACGCUGCCGGACAGACAGGCCGGUGGCAUCGUCCACUGUCGGGAGAUACCGGCGCUGAACCUCGAACACUGGAGGGAGCGAACUCCAGACCAAAAGUGUCCUGAAGUUCGCAGCAAGCUGAGGACGAGGAAAACUCGAACCGCCGCUCAAGUUGGUCCCGAAAGUCGACAGGAGAGCACGCAGGUUCACACGCCAUGACUGCCGAAAACACACAUUGUUGUCGACUUUUCCUUUAACUCGUUUCUGCGAGAAUCGUUUCUAUAAACGCAGUAUUUUGUGUAACGAAUCUGCAAUAAUUUUUACCGUUUUUUUACAACCCCCUCAACUGGCAGCUUAAUAAGGUACGCGCGAUCACAUAGAACGCGUCACACUCUUAGUGGAGGAUCGUUUUUUUUUUUUGCUUAUUCAUCCAAGUGGGCGUAACCAGCUGAGACAACUGAGACAUAUUUCUUUUCACGUUUCGAACGCUCGAUCGUCUCUUCGAUGAGCAUUAAUUCUUGGAGCUUGAAAUACGGCCUUUGCAGGAGGGCGAACUAUGCUUGUAACUCUCUGUGCAGCAUUCUGUCGCGUGCAUGACACCAUCAUCAUAACAUCCGCAACGGGGCACAGCUGAACGAUGGCUUUCUCGAAAACCGAAAAAUGGAGAGAAGAAAUGAACGGUGGCUCUCGAAAAAUUCGCGUGUGAGAGGGUUUACCUCUAGCGACUCGGAAUUGUAGGCACCACAUAACAAUAUUUACUUCUUCGUAUAGUUAACCUUAAGAAAGAACAAACUAUAGUGUCGAAAAUAUCACGUCCUUGCACCAAGCAAACAGAGGACAGGCGCUAAGUAUCCGAUCGACUGUUUGACGUAGCUGCUUCUAUGCUGUGCAUCGUUUCUGGGCUCAGGUUGCUUGUUGCUCGUGUAUAUAAAAGAAAGACGCCUUUUGUUUUCUUGUUACUAUAGAAUGCAUCUGUUGCGAAACGUGUGCAUUUGCGUUUUUGUUAGUGUUACGAACUAGAAUUUCGCGCGCAACAUUGACACUGCCAUCUUGGAACAGGCGUCCAAUCGUUUUAAACUUCUCUGUCAGCACAACCUGUUAUACUGUUUGCAUUGUGUGUGUGUUGUUGUUGUUUGCACUCAACAUCAGUGUGAUUGCAUUGAAAAAAAGAUUCGUAAAAGUUCAAUAAAUACGUUGUUCAAACAU
This is a messenger RNA of Dermacentor andersoni, 4612 nucleotides long. RefSeq names its product Peroxidasin (gene Pxn). Gene Ontology annotation, molecular function: heme binding; peroxidase activity. Lineage: Eukaryota; Metazoa; Arthropoda; Arachnida; Ixodida; Ixodidae. Gene Ontology annotation, biological process: response to oxidative stress. The record is from RefSeq and is a predicted model, not a curated record.